AUGGAUUCAUUAUCUCAAAGCUUUGGAGGAUUCAUGGAUUCAUUAUCUAAAAUCUUUGGAGGAUUCAUGGAUUCAUUAUCUCAAAUCUUUGGAGGAUUCAUGGAUUCAUUAUCUCAAAGCUUUGGAGGAUUCAUGGAUUCAUUAUCUCAAAUCUUUGGAGGACUCAUGGAUUCAUUAUCUGAAAGCUUUGGAGGAUUCAUGGAUACAUUAUCUCAAAGCUUUGGAGGACUCAUGGAUUCAUUAUCUGAAAGCUUCGGAGGAUUUAUGGAUUCAUUGCCUCAAAGCUUUGGAGGAUUCAUGGAUUCAUUAUUUGAAAGCUCUGGAGGAUUCAUGGAUUCAUUAUCUGAAAGCUUUGGAGGAUUCAUGGAUUCAUUAUCUGAAAGUUUCGGAGGAUUCAUGGAUUCAUUAUCUCAAAUCUUUGGAGGAUUCAUGAAUUCAUUAUCUCAAAGCUUUGGAGGAUUCAUGGAUUCAUUAUCUCAAAGCUUUGGAGGAUUCAUGGAUUCAUUAUCUCAAAGCUUUGGAGGAUUCAUGGAUUCAUUAUCUGAAAGCUUUGGAGGAUUCAUGGAUUCAUUAUCUGAAAGCUUUGGAGGAUUCAUGGAUUCAUUAUCUCAAAUCUUUGGAGGAUUCAUGGAUUCAUUAUCUCAAAGCUUUGGAGGAUUCAUUAUCUGA
Macrobrachium nipponense is the source of this 669-nucleotide messenger RNA. RefSeq names its product bmK-YA precursor-like. NCBI's taxonomy places the organism in Eukaryota, Metazoa, Arthropoda, Malacostraca, Decapoda, Palaemonidae. The record is from RefSeq and is a predicted model, not a curated record. The coding region runs from base 1 to 669 and encodes 222 amino acids. The transcript has a single exon.